GGCGCGCGCGGGCCGCACCGGAAGUGGCGGCGGGCCCGUGCGGAUGGCGGCGGCGGCGGCGAUGGCUGCUGCGAGCUGCGGAGGGGCUGGGGCGGCCCGCUCCCUCUCCCGCUUCCGAGGUUGCCUGGCGGGCGCGCUGCUCGGGGACUGCGUGGGCGCCAUCUACGAGGCGCAGGACACCGUCAGCCUGACGUCAGUGCUGCGUCACGUCCAGAACCUGGAGCCCGACCCGGGCUCGGCGGGCAGCGCGCGGACAGAAGCGUUGUACUACACAGAUGACACCGCCAUGUCCAGGGCCCUCGUGCAGUCGCUGCUGUCCAAGGAGGCUUUCGACGAGGUGGACAUGGCCCACAGAUUUGCUCAGGAGUACAGAAAAGACCCUGACCGGGGUUACGGAGCUGGAGUCGUCACCGUCUUCAAGAAGCUCCUGAGCCCCAAGUGCCGUGACGUCUAUGAGCCUGCUCGGGCCCAGUUCAGCGGGAAGGGCUCCUAUGGCAACGGGGGCGCCAUGCGGGUGGCCGGCAUCUCCCUGGCCUAUAGCAGCGUCCAGGAUGUGCAGAAGUUCGCCCGGCUCUCGGCCCAGCUGACACACGCCUCCUCCCUGGGCUACAACGGUGCCAUCCUGCAGGCCCUGGCGGUGCAUCUGGCUUUGCAGGGGGAGUCGUCCAGUGAGCACUUUCUCAAGCAACUCCUGGGCCACAUGGAAGAGCUGGAGAGUGAUGCCCAGUCCGUCUCGGAUGCCAGGGAGUUGGGCAUGGAGGAGCAUCCGUACUCCAGCCGACUGAAGAAGAUUGGAGAGCUUCUAGAGCAGGACGUGGUGACCAGAGAGGAGGUGGUGUCUGAGCUGGGGAACGGCAUUGCCGCCUUUGAAUCUGUGCCCACCGCCAUCUACUGCUUCCUGCGCUGCAUGGAGCCCGACCCCGAGAUCCCCUCUACCUUCAAUAGCCUCCAAAGGACUCUCAUCUAUUCCAUCUCACUGGGUGGGGACACAGACACCAUUGCCACCAUGGCUGGGGCCAUUGCUGGCGCCUACUAUGGGAUGGAACAGGUGACAGAAAGCUGGCAGCAGAGCUGUGAGGGCUAUGAGGAGACCGACAUCCUGGCCCGGAGCCUGCACCGGGUCUUCCAGAAGAGUCUGUGAGGGCCCCGCCAUGUCCAGUGGGACCAGAGACAGUUCAGGCUGGAAACCCUGUGCCUCUAUGGGCUCUGCCCCCUGCCUCGGUCUUCCUGCAGCCUGGGCACAGGCACUGCUGGGGCCGGAGUCACGGGGGAGGUCACUGGAAUGGAGUGAGGGACUGGGGCCUCCCCGUGCUGGGUUUCUGGCUUGCUGCAGAGCCUUGGGCUCCCCUGGCUCCUCAGACACGAGGAAGCAAGGCAGGUUUAUUGGCGGGUACGCGUGGCAUUUUCCUUAUCUAGGACGUGGGAUAUGGGGAGGAAAUGGUCUGCAGUAGCAUCCGUUCUCCUCGUUGGGAUUUAGUCAAUUUGCCAGAAAACCUGUCUUUGACUGGGCAGGACUGAGAGCAGCAGGUUUCCAUGGAUCCAGGAGAUGCCGUUGAAUCUAGCUGAUCUCCAUACACACCUGGCCCUGGGCUGUCUCAGGCUUGUUAACAGCUUCCCACGGAAGCCACAGAGCAAUAAACAGUUUUUGGUAAAUCCCA
Myotis daubentonii (Daubenton's bat) is the source of this 1658-nucleotide messenger RNA. It is a transcript of the gene ADPRS, whose product is annotated as ADP-ribosylserine hydrolase. The record is from RefSeq and is a predicted model, not a curated record. Gene Ontology annotation, cellular component: nucleus; mitochondrion. Lineage: Eukaryota; Metazoa; Chordata; Mammalia; Chiroptera; Vespertilionidae.